UUUUAUAAAGGUAAAAGUUUGUGUUACAGAUUAACUUUAUUGUAUUCAGUAAAAGUUGGAAAUGGCUCAAUUAGCACAGCUCUUCACAAGAAUGGGCCAGCUUGGCUUUGGUGUAGCUGUUGUUGGUGGUGUUGUCAACUCAGCUCUCUACAAUGUGGAUGCUGGUCACCGAGCUGUGAUUUUUGAUAGAUUUGCUGGAGUGAAACAAGUUGUCAUUGGUGAAGGCACACAUUUCUUCAUUCCAUGGGUCCAGCGGCCCAUCAUUUAUGAUACCAGGACACGACCAAGAAACGUCCCUGUGAUCACCGGUUCCAAAGAUCUGCAGACAGUGAACAUCACUCUGCGUGUGCUGUUCCGACCUCUUGCCUCUGCCCUGCCCAACAUUUACACUACACUCGGCGAGGACUACGAGGACAGAGUUCUGCCCUCCAUCACCAACGAAGUUCUAAAGGCUGUUGUGGCUCGGUAUGACGCUGGUGAGCUCAUCACACAACGUGAGAAAGUCUCCCAAAAUGUUAGCCUCGAUCUGACCGCGCGUUGCAAGCAGUUCGGCCUCGUGCUUGACGACAUUAGUAUCACACAUCUCACCUUUGGCCGGGAAUUCACCCAAGCCGUCGAGCUGAAGCAAGUUGCUCAGCAAGAGGCAGAGCGAGCUAAGUUCCUCGUCGAGAAGGCGGAGCAAGAAAAGAAAGCUGCCAUCAUCAUCGCUGAUGGAGAGGCCUCAGCUGCUAAGUUGCUGGCCAAGAGUUUCGGCGAAGCUGGUGAAGGUCUUGUUGAACUCAGGAGAAUUGAAACUGCCGAAGAUAUAGCCUACAGGCUCUCCAAGAACAGGAACGUGACCUAUCUGCCAUCCGGUGCCAACACUCUCCUCUCGCUCCCCAAUAAUCAACAGUAAACAGCAGAUAAUUCCUACUGCCGCCCUACCGGGAACGGAUGUCUGAUGAAGACUGGAUUUAAAACUGACCGGUCUGGCUCGGAUAUAGAAUUAAACAUGUACAAUAUUUGUCAAAUCGCAAUUUUAUUGUGCCUGGUAAAAAAUGAUUCCACAAUAUAGUCGUAAGUGGGAUUUAGGCCCCUUGCAGAGCAUGAAAAAUUCGAAAAUCAAUGUCCAAAUUUUUCUUCAUCUGAUAUAAAAUGCUUUAUAGUUGUACAGAAAUAAUUGAUACUUUUCAAAACAUCAUUGUUUGAUUUAUAAUAAAAGA
Hyalella azteca is the source of this 1202-nucleotide messenger RNA. It is a transcript of the gene Phb1, whose product is annotated as protein l(2)37Cc. The record is from RefSeq and is a predicted model, not a curated record. The transcript has 7 exons. Gene Ontology annotation, biological process: mitochondrion organization. Gene Ontology annotation, cellular component: mitochondrion; membrane. Bases 62 to 895 code for a protein of 277 amino acids. NCBI's taxonomy places the organism in Eukaryota, Metazoa, Arthropoda, Malacostraca, Amphipoda, Hyalellidae.